Molecule: messenger RNA, 2060 nt
Organism: Ciona intestinalis (vase tunicate)
Lineage: Eukaryota; Metazoa; Chordata; Ascidiacea; Phlebobranchia; Cionidae
Source: RefSeq, a predicted model, not a curated record
ACAAGUACAAGGAUUGUAUAAAGAACUUUCUCAAUCUGCAUGUAGCUGCCUAUAAAGUGAUUCCAGCUCCAGACUUCGAUGGUUGCAGCACAUUAAAGAAAUAUUAUGGGCAGCUACAUUACAUGCAGAGUCGGUUUCCUUUCACAGGGGCUGAUGCUUUAAAAGUUGUAUUUGGAUGGGCAGAUGCUUUUUCCGGUGGUUACGUGCAACAUAAUGAAUUCACAUUCGAACAGGUUGCGAUCAUAUUUAACAUCGGGGCGUGUCAUUCAAUUCUUGGACAAAUGGACAAUCGCACAUCAGAAGAAGGCAUCAAAACAUCAUGCGUUCAUUUCCAAUGUUCAGCUGGAAUGUUUCAAUAUCUGGCUGAUAAUUUGGACACAACACUCUCUGCAGAUUCAAGCCAGUUCAUGCUUAAGCUAAUUAUAAACACAAUGCUGGGUCAAGGGCAAGAAUGCUUGCUCGAAAAAUCAAUGCAAGACAACAGAAAAGAUAGCAUUGUUUCAAAGAUAGCACAACAGGUUGUGGAUUAUUUUAAAGCUGCAGUGACAAGUUUGCAAAACCAGGAAGCAAAAGCAAUCAUGGGAGACUCUCUAAAUAAAAUUUGGCUUAAACUUUUAACUUUCAAAACCACAUAUUACACAGCUAUUGCAAGGUACUACGCAGGAUGUAGUAGUUGGGAUCAGGAGCGAUAUGGAGAAGGUGUUGGAUACCUUGCGUCUGCUGUCGAGCUCUAUGAACAAGCAGUGAAAGCAUCCAAGAGUUUGAAAGGUGACGUGAAGAAUAAGGUGGAGAACGCUCUCAAAUAUUCAAGUGAUGUUUUUCAUGGAAGAUACAAUGCUGCUAAGAAAGACAAUGACUUUAUUUACCACGAAAGAACAACAAGUGUGGCGUUACUUCCUGAAAUCAAAGGAGCAUCAUUGGUGAAGGCGCUUCCCUUUGAUCCAUCCAAUACAACUGUCACAGGACCUGACAUGUUCGCUAAACUUAUUCCAUUGGAGGCACAUUUAGUUGCAUCAUCAUACAGCGAAGAGAAAGCUAAACUUCUUCGUCCAAUUGUUUCUGAACAAGAAGAAAAAGACACAAUACUUGCGCAAUACAAGGAAUCUAUUGAACUUAAUCCUGAUCAACUGAUAAAAGUUGAUGAUGCAGAUAAUAUUGAUCCUCUUCUUGUGGAGCACUGUGCUUCUCUCAGUGUUGACCAAUCUGCAAUUAAUAAACUCACUUCAGCUAUGAAAGAACUAUCGGAUCGUUACAUGGAUGUGGAAACAAUGUUGGAAGAAGCAGAGGAAGUGAUUGAUGAUGAAGAAUUAGAAACUAAACAAGUUAAGGAUGUGUGCGGAAAAACUGCUGAGUCACCGAAUGAGGUCGGCGAAAUUCGCAAGAUGCUCGAAGUGUGCAAGGAUGUCCACAGCAAGGCUCGUAAGAUGAAUGAUGACCUUCAUACUGCAAUGAAGAUUCACAUCACCAACUUACGCACCGUUGCUGAUGGUUUGGAUGCUGUGAAAAAAGAAUGUCAUCUUAAAAGCAUGGCCGAAAUACUAAGUGACGAGGAUCGAAAUCACAUCUCACUGAUGGAGAAGUUGUGUUCCAAGGUCCAGGAGAUGGAAGAGCAGAGGAGAACACUUGUGGCUCAACUGAGGAGCGAUCUGGAGGAAGAUGAUGUAACAUCAGCGCUCAUGACACGACCAGGGAUUGAUGCGGAGGAUUUAUUUCAAGAUGAGUUAAAGAAACACGAUGUAAAAAUUGGGUAUUUGAAGCAAAAUUUCACUGCACAAGAAAAUAUCCUUGAAGCGGUUACUGAAGCAAAUGUGAAAUAUGCCAAGAUUCGUAAAAUAGUGGAUGAACAUGUUAAUAAAGUGAAAAGUAAGUCCAAAGCUCUGCUCCUCUCAUGCACUGGAUAUGAAGAAGCGGUUCAAAGAUGCAGGGAAGGGAGUCUGUUUUUCACUGAGCUCCUUGGGAAGAGUCAGGAUGUAAAAGAGAAGAUAACGAAGCUGAACGAGAAGAAUUCCACUUUAAGAAAGAAGAUUAUGGAUCAGUAAGAUUUUCAUGUUAAAGACAAA